Urocitellus parryii (Arctic ground squirrel) is the source of this 3558-nucleotide messenger RNA. RefSeq names its product scavenger receptor cysteine-rich type 1 protein M130-like. Gene Ontology annotation, cellular component: plasma membrane. The record is from RefSeq and is a predicted model, not a curated record. Gene Ontology annotation, biological process: zymogen activation. NCBI's taxonomy places the organism in Eukaryota, Metazoa, Chordata, Mammalia, Rodentia, Sciuridae. Gene Ontology annotation, molecular function: serine-type endopeptidase activity.
AUGUCAAGUGCAUUGCAGCCGACUCAUGUUGCUGCUCCUGAUUCUACUGUCAGGUCUGUGUGUAAGGGCUCUUUAUCAUGGGGUUUUGAAGACUUAGGAAUAACUGAAAUCAUAAAAUUCGCAAUGGUGAUUUUUGAAGACUCUGGAUCUGCUGAUUUUAGAAGAUGGCUUGUCCAUUUGAGUUCCUUCACAAUUGCUGUGGUCUCACUUCUCAGUGCCCUUUUCAUCCCUACCUCUGUUGAAGGAACAGAAAAAGAGCUGAGACUAAUGGCUGGUGUAAACAACUGCAGUGGGAGAGUGGAAGUGAAAAUCCAGGAGGAGUGGGGAACAGUGUGCAACCACGGCUGGAGCAUAAAUGAGGUCUCUGUGAUUUGUAGUCAACUGGGAUGUCCAACUACCAUCAAAGCCACUGGCUGGGUUAAUUCCACUGCCGGUUCUGGGCGCAUUUGGAUGGAUCAUGUUUCCUGUAGAGGGAAUGAGUCAGCUCUUUGGGAUUGCAAACAUGAUGGAUGGGGAAAGCAUAACUGUACUCAUCAACAAGAUGCUGGGGUUACCUGCUCAGAUGGAUCCAAUUUGGAAAUGAGACUCAUGAAUGGGGGCAACCGGUGUUCAGGAAGAAUAGAGGUCAAGUUCCAAGGACAGUGGGGAACAGUGUGUGAUGAUGGCUUCAACCUCGAACACGCUUCUGUGGUUUGUAAACAACUGGGAUGUGGAAGUGCUGUCAGUUUCUCUGGUUCAGCUCAUUUUGGAGGAGGUUCUGGACCAAUCUGGUUUGAUGAUCUUGUAUGCAAUGGAACUGAGUCAGCUCUCUGGAACUGCAGACACCAAGGAUGGGGGAAGCAUAACUGUGAUCAUGCUGAGGAUGUUGGAGUGAUUUGCUUAGAUGGAGCAGAUCUAAGCCUGAGACUGGUAGAUGGAGUCACUAAAUGUUCAGGAAGAUUGGAAGUGAAAUUUCAAGGAGAAUGGGGGACAGUGUGUGAUGACAACUGGGAUAAUAAUGAUGCUGCUGUAGUGUGUAAGCAACUGGGAUGUCCAACUGCCAUCACUGCCACUGGUCGAGUUAAUGCCAGUGAGGGAUCUGGAAAUAUUUGGCUUGACAGUGUUUCCUGCCAUGGACAUGAAUCUGCUCUCUGGCAGUGUAGACAUCAUGAAUGGGGAAAGCAUUAUUGCACUCAUAAUGAAGAUGCUGGUGUGACAUGUUCUGAUGGAUCAGAUCUGGAGCUGAGACUUAUAGGUGGAGGUAGCCGCUGUGCUGGGACAGUGGAGGUGGAAAUUCAGAAACUGUUAGGGAAGGUGUGUAGUAGAGUUUGGACAUUGAAUGAAGCUCAUGUGGUUUGUAGACAGCUGGGAUGUGGAUCUGCACUUCAAACAUCUUUUCAAAUGUAUUCCAAAAUUAAACCAACAAACACAUGGCUGUUUGUAAGUAGCUGUAGUGGAAAUGAAACUUCUCUUUGGGACUGCAAGAAUUGGCAAUGGGGUGGACUUCUCUGUGACCACAAUGAAGCCCAAAUUACCUGCUCAGCCCACAGGGAACCCAGACUGGUUGGAGGAGAUGUUCCCUGUUCUGGUCGUGUUGAAGUGAAGCAUGGUGACACAUGGGGCUCUGUCUGUGAUUCUGACUUCUCGCUGGAAGCUGCCAGUGUGCUGUGCAGAGAAUUAGAAUGUGGCACAGUCGUCUCUAUCAUAGGUGGAGCUCAUUUUGGAGAAGGAACAGGACAGAUCUGGGCUGAAGAAUUCCAGUGUGGUGGGCAUGAGUCCCAUCUAUCACUCUGCCCAGUAGUACCCCGCCCAGAUGAGACCUGUAGCCACAGUAGAGAUGUUGGCRUAGUCUGCUCAAGAUAUGUAGAAACCCGCUUGGUGAAUGGCAAGUCUUCGUGUGAGGGAAGAGUGGAGCUCAAGGUGCUUGGAAUCUGGGGAUCCCUCUGUAACUCUCACUGGGACAUUGAAGAUGCACAUGUCCUAUGCCAGCAACUUAAAUGUGGAGUUGCCCUCUCCACUCCAGGAGGAGCUCCUUUUGGGAAAGGAAAUGGUCAGGUCUGGAGACACAUGUUUCACUGCACUGGGACUGAACAGCACAUGGGAGAUUGCCCUGUAACUGCUCUGGGUACAUUGCUGUGUUCUGAAGGGCAAGUAGCCUCAGCAAUCUGCUCAGGAAACCAGUCCCAGACCUUGAGCCCAUGCAAUUCAUCAUCUUCAGAUCCAAUGAGCUCUAUCAUUCCAGAAGAAAGUUCUGCUGCCUGCAUAGGGAGUGGUCAACUUCGUCUGGUAAAUGGAGGGGGUCGCUGUGCUGGGAGAAUAGAGAUCUAUCAUGAGGGUUCCUGGGGCACCAUUUGUGAUGACAGCUGGGACCUGAGUGAUGCUCAUGUGGUGUGCAGACAGCUGGACUGUGGAGUGGCCAUAAAUGCUACUAGAUCUGCUCAUUUUGGUGAAGGAACAGGGCCUAUCUUGCUGGAUGAGGUAAACUGCAAUGGAAAAGAAUCCCAUAUUUGGCAGUGCCGUUCACAUGGCUGGGGGCGGCACAAUUGCAGGCAUAAGGAAGAUGCAGGAGUCAUCUGCUCAGAGUUCAUGUCUCUGAGACUAAACAGUGAAACCAGGGGAGAGACCUGUGCAGGACGUCUGGAAGUUUUUUACAAUGGAACCUGGGGCAGUGUUGGCAGGAGUGACAUGUCUGCAACGACUGUGGGAGUAGUAUGCAGACAGCUGGGCUGUGCAGAGAAGGGAAACAUCAACCCCGCAUCUUUAGACAAGACACCAUCCAGACUCGUGUGGGUGGACAACGUUCAGUGCCCAAAAGGACCUGACACACUAUGGCAGUGUCCAUCAUCUCCAUGGAAGCAGAGACUGGGCAGCCCCUCAGAGGAGGCUUGGAUCACAUGUGACAACAAGAUAAGACUUCAGGAAGGUCACACCAGUUGUUCUGGUAGAGUGGAAGUCUGGCACGGAGGUUCCUGGGGGACAGUGUGUGAUGACUCCUGGGAUCUUAAUGAUGCUCAAGUGGUGUGUCAACAGUUAGGCUGUGGAAAAGCCGAGAAGGCACUAAAGGAAGCAGCGUUUGGUCAGGGGACUGGGCCCAUAUGGCUCAACCAAGUGAAGUGUAGAGGGAAUGAAACUUCCUUAUGGGACUGUCCUGCCGGACCAUGGGGGCACACUGACUGUGGGCACAAGGAAGAUGCUGCUGUACAGUGCCAACCAGGAACAUCUUUAAGAUCAGCAAAUGCCACAGGUCACUCAUCCCUUAUUGCAUUGCUGACCCUCGGGGUCAUUUUAUUGGCCAGUCUCAUCACAUUCCUCGUGUUUACUCUGAGGAGAAGACAGAUCCGGCUACUUACAGUUUCCACAAGAGGAGAGAAUUUUGUCCACCAAGUGCAAUACCAGGAGAUGAAUUCAAGCCUAGAGGCAGAUGAUCUGGACCAGCUUCAUCCUUCAGAAAAUUCCAAUAAAUCACAUGGUUUUAAUGCUGGUGGACUAAUUUCUGUUUCUAAAUAUUUUUCUAUUUCUGGAAUUAAAAAGGGGGCCAUUCUGAGGCAGACUGAAAACUGGGAAUUUUUAACUCAAUGA